AGAAGAGUUGAAUCUAGGUAUAACCUCAUUUAUUUCAUUUGUCAAGUGCUCCUCAAAUGUAAAUAUUAAUGAUAAAAUGUUCAGAAAUUGUUUGAAAACCUUUCAGAAAUCAUGUGAAACACAAUUACUCCAGGCAUUCAUAUUCAAACGAUUUGCUGGACAUUCCAAAUGGCAGAAUAUCAAACACAUAAAGGGUCUGAAAGAUGCCCAAAAGUGCCAGCUAUUCACGAAACUGGGCAGGCAGAUAAAAGUCGCUAUCCAUGAAGGUGGAUCUGCUGAUGUUAAAUUGAAUGGUAAGUUGGCGCAAAUUGUAGAACAAGCUAAAAGGGCCAACAUGCCAGUAGCAACUCUUCAAAGUAUCAUUAAAAGCUGCCAGAACGAUAAGUCACAAGAAAAACUACAUUUGCUUGAAAUUAAGGGGCCAGGUAAUUGUUUCAUUAUGUGUGAAGUUUUCACUAAUCAACUGCAUCAGUUGAAGAUGAGCAUAGCUACAAUACUAAGAAAACAUGGUUCCAAAUUCAGUGAUGGUGGGGGGCAGCAUUUAUUUCAUGAAAAAGCUUUAAUUGAGGCUGAAUUCCCAAUAGAUAACUCAGGAGAUAAACAAAUUUCUGAAGUAGACCUUUUGGAACAAGCAACUGAACAUGCCAUAUUAUCAGGGGCUGAAGAUGUUAGUAUCAUGGAGAAUAAUACUAUGGAAUUCACUUGUGCUGAAACAUCUUUGCAAAAUGUAGUGCUGGAGUUGGAAAAAAUUGGAUAUAAAGUUGCCAGUGCAGGGGUAGAGUAUUUACCUUUGAAAUUUCAAAAAUUGCAAGAUUCUGAAUUAGAAUUAUGUGGAAGGUUGUAUGAAAAAUUGGAGAAUUUGUCUGAGGUUGUUAGACUGUCAGACAAUAUUGCCUAACAAUGUGAGGAUAAUACUCCAGAUAAUUGUAUAAAAGGAUUUUUAAAUGUAUUCUGUUAAAUGGAAAUCUUCAACUAUUUCAAUUUUUGAAAUGGACUACCUUUAAGUUAAAAAGUUUCAUUAUCACAUUCAUAUCUAAACAUAAAUAAUUCUAGUACCCCAACUAAAGUAUACUACAAGGCAAAUGGUAGUGGUACAAUAUAUCUAAGGGCUAAGUUAAUAUAGCUAUUAUGAUCGUCUACAUCUGCUAUGAGAUUCUUGAUUUUCUUGACUAUCUCAGGUGUUUUGGUAUCAUCACGAUCCAAAACUUUCUUCAGCACCAUUCUUAGUUGAUAUGAGGAUGUACUCUUGGAGCCUUCAACCAACUCUUUCAGUAUUCUCUCUGUAUAACCCUGAAAAUAUAAUUCAGAUAAUCUUAUAUUCUUUCAUAUUAUGAGAAGAUCAAUAAAACCCUGAAAAUACUAGUGAUAAUGAAAAUUGUUAAAAUUAUUGACAAGUCUUGCUGUUGUAUUAUGUAUUAUUCAAUUAUACUCACAUUAUAUUUGUUUAGUCCUAAUCUCUUGGACUCUUUAUUGAGUAGAUCAUAUAGAGAUAGCAAUGUGACAUAUGCUCUAGUUGGAGGAAUUUGCUUUUGUCUCAACAAUACCAGCCUAAAAAUAUUCAGAAAAACGUAUGUAUUUACUAUGAACAUUUUAAAUUGCUAGAAUGAAAAAUAAUAUAUUAUGCUAAAACAGUUACCUGAAAUCUGAAUCAUCAUAUUUCUUCAAAAAAUCUUGAGCUUGGGCAUCUAUAUCAUUGGGAAUAUAAUCUGGUUCCACCUGCUUCACUUCUUUCCAAAAUUCAAUAUAAUUUUUUCCAUAAUAGGUAGCCAUAUCUUCUGUCAAACCGAGACUAUCAUCAUUCCAAAUUUCCUGGUCUUGUAGAUUUCUAGAUCCUCUUGGAAAAUCUGUAAUCUGCUGUUCAGGUUCUCUUCUCAAGAAAUAUUGGUAUCUGUCAAAAUAGUUGGUUUCUCCAGUGCU
Phaedon cochleariae (mustard beetle) is the source of this 1917-nucleotide messenger RNA. NCBI's taxonomy places the organism in Eukaryota, Metazoa, Arthropoda, Insecta, Coleoptera, Chrysomelidae. The record is from the annotation of a GenBank genome assembly.